AUGGCUGUUGUAGACCCGCUCCCUCCCGGUGAUAUUGAUGGGUAUACGGCUAGCAAGCGGGCGAGAGAGAAUACUCGGCCAUCCAACGUCAUGGCACAUCUUUUGCAUUUUUCAAAAGAAUUUCUUGCGGUCCCGGAUCUGUCUGGUGUUGAAGGUUCUUUCGACCUCAUCCCAUGCGGCACAGCAGCUUCUUCGAUUGUACGGGGUGUACUAGGACUUGCGUAUGGUGUCAGAAGAAUUCGCUUCUCGCAUCUCGGUGGUUCGAAGCAAGUUGCUGUACACAAUCUUCGUGAAGUGUUCAUCGAAGAGCUGGGCAGUCGCGAAGGGAAUAUAGGUCUGAAGGAGUGGCUGGACCUAGCUCGUCAGGCCGGUAUGGGCAGCGAAAUGAUUCACAUUUUCGAGGAGGUCGGGGAGCAUGUGAAGAGUCUUGUCUUUCCUGAGGUCGAGCGGAGUCGGGAUCUAGUGUAG
Molecule: messenger RNA, 468 nt
Organism: Parastagonospora nodorum SN15
Lineage: Eukaryota; Fungi; Ascomycota; Dothideomycetes; Pleosporales; Phaeosphaeriaceae
Exons: 2
Coding region: 1-468 (155 amino acids)
Source: RefSeq, a predicted model, not a curated record